Molecule: messenger RNA, 2520 nt
Organism: Jaminaea rosea
Lineage: Eukaryota; Fungi; Basidiomycota; Exobasidiomycetes; Microstromatales
Exons: 1
Coding region: 1-2520 (839 amino acids)
Source: RefSeq, a predicted model, not a curated record
AUGCCGCCACGCGCUGCGUCGUCAUCCAACAUAGAACCUCAGAGGUAUCGAGUCUUCAUCCCACCUUCGUCGCGGGCGCGACACACGCGUACGACUUGGCUACGGAGGGACGAGGAGUGGACGAGGAGUGAAGAGAGCGCCGAGUCUCCGAGAUGGCAACAGAGCGCCACAUCCUCGGACCAUGCUGCCUCUGUAUCGCACACACGCUUCAAUCCGCUGCCGACAGUCAGAAAAUCUCUCUUUUCAGCACAAGCUAUCGCCGGUCUUCCAUCUCGCGUACUCACUAACGCGCAAGUCUCUCCUCCGCAGACUACUCCUGGACAGGGCAGAGGACAGAGCGUGCACAAGACCAGCCCACAGGAAAGACAAGAAGGCGAGGAUAUGACGAGCUGGACUGAGACUUUCGUGCGCGGACUAGUGCAGCAAGAGGCGGACGCCACCAGAGAGGCAGCAGGCGCCGUCAGAGAAGCAGGAGGAGAGGCCGACAUGACAAACAGACCAUUCAGUAUCGGGACUGUAGCAGUGGGAGAUGCUCUGCGGGCGGUGAACGCCGAGGAUGAGGGCGUGGCAGCGGUACAGAUCUUGGCGGAUGCCUAUCGCUCUGGCACACAGGCCGACGAGGCGAUUGGAGAUGCUCUGCGAGCUACGACGCCGGAGGAGGAACUGCGGAUCGACGAGGACGAUGAGCGGGAAGACAGCGGCAAUGGUCAGCAUCAGCAGCACACGAGAGAAGAGGACGACUCAGUAACCACAAGUCGAGUCAGAUUCGUCACUGCCAAGGCAAUAAUGGCUUCAACGCAGCUUGCGACAGCCCAGGCAAAGACGACCCGAGUGCGACCGCCAUUGGUUGUGAUAGGCAGCCAGGACAGCGCCAGAGGAGAUCUUCAAGAUGACGAAGCCCGGCAGACGGAGCACGCAGAACUUCCCAAGGGUAGUCCUGCCAAGAGGGCAGGAGGGCGCGUCGUGAUGAUUCCGCCGCCUCCUGCACCUUCGACUGGCGACCCAAGCCUGCACAGCAACGCGGCGCAAGAGCACUCGAUGGAGAGCUAUGAAAGCAGGAGCUACGCGUCUGCGUCGUGCCCAUCAAACGUCGGCUCGCAAUCUAUGGACCUGAAUGCUACAGCUCAGCAAGCACUACAGCGCCUCUCUCAGGACAGCCAGUCUAACAGCCUUGACGCGGCGCUGAGAGUAGCCGCAGAGACGACAAAGGGCGGCACAUCAGCGGUACAAGGGCGUCAAACCUGCAUUCAGAGGUCAACACAGCAGCCAAUGUGCUACGACGGUAGUCACACCACUCUGGCCGCGAGUGCUGCUCGCCAUGCUGAGCUUACACAUCGCAGCGAGAGAUCGCACUCUGAUGGCGACGCUGGGCGCAAAAGGACGCGACCCAUGCUCAAUGACGACCCCAGCGAUUGUCACUCUGUCAUGCGUCUCGUCAAGGCCCCUCGUGUAGAGACGUCUCCUCCUCGAGUACCAUCGCGCCGCUCAGGCCUCGUUUUUGUCGAGCCCAGAACUGCGGCACCGUCCAAGACGCCUCAGACGCAGCGUCGGGAUGGCGAGCCCAGCCGCUUCGUGGCCCACUCCACCAUUGCCUCCAAUAAUAGGCUUGUAUUCGUCCAGCCGGCAUCUACACCGGGCAAAGGGCAGUGCCGCAGCUUGUCGACGAGCGACCUUCCCCCGCGAACUGGCUGUAUGACCGUCGACGAGAGCAGUCGCGCAGGGCUGAACAGCGAGUCAUCGCGUCCGCCAUUACCACGACUUCGCUCAUCGCGACUGUCUGUCGCACACUGUCCCGAGUCGAUGAUGUCUGCGUCGACGGAUGCCUCGAUGACGUCGUCGUCCAAUGGCGUCGAUUCGAUACCACCGCCACCAACGCUGCGCUUCGACCCGUCCUCGGUCACGUCGCUCUCGACCGUCGCAAGGCAGCCGCAACUCUUUCUGCCCGACCAUCUUGGUGGCCCACGCGGUCAGACAUCGGCCGUACGCUUCAACGUCCUCGCUCUGGUUCGCGAGAUUGGGUCGCUCGACGAGGUGAAUGCAAAAGUGUACCAAGGCGGCAAGCUGAUCGAGGGCAGGCUGGAGAGGACGUUCCGUAGUCACCUGAUUUUGCAAGACGGGAGAGAUGCGGCGCUACUCAAAGUGAUGCUGUGGGGCGAAUGCGCGAGGGUUUGGGCAUCCUUGGAGGGGGAUGACAGCGGGGCAGAUGAGUUUUCACUCGCAGCUGGCACGACGGCUGCUGGGAUGUCAACGCUGCUGCGAGAUGGGCCACGUGUGGGAGGGACAACUCAAGCAGCGCUGCGGACGGGCGAUGUGGUCUUCCUGGAGUCGAUUGUGCUGACGAAGAGCGACAAGGGCUACGAAGGGUCGGCCUCGCCACGCACUGCGUCAAGCCUCGAGCUGUGCUGGCGGUGGGAUGCGAGGAGCGAUCGAGACAGGCGGCGAUAUGCAUUUGACCCGGAGCUGGCUGUACUCGAUCGACGAUGCAGGGACGUGUGGCGGUGUGCUCAGCUGUGGUCGUAG